Messenger RNA from Fusarium sp. VM40, 2226 nucleotides. The record is from the annotation of a GenBank genome assembly. NCBI's taxonomy places the organism in Eukaryota, Fungi, Ascomycota, Sordariomycetes, Hypocreales, Nectriaceae.
AUGUCUUCACCGCCGACUUCAGAUGUGGGAUUUGUCCAGCAAGGCCAAGUUGAUUGGGUAGCCUUCGGCAAAACAAUCGUCCCGUUGUCCAUUGAUGUCCUGGCUAGGCUGCAGGGAGCUGGCGUACAACCGAUCACGUAUGCCGGAGCGCUGCAGCUCACAGCAUCUUUCAGUCUCCCCGAACGCGGUCAACAGAGGCUUUGGGAUGCCAUCAAUCGCCUAAAAUGCUACAACGGUGCCUCUAACCUGCUCUAUUUUGGCUUUGGCCACCGCAGCUUUUUCCGCAUCUUGACCGAAACGGUGUCGGGCCUCAAAUGCAUUGCCUUGUGCUCAUGCGUGGCGGAAAUGCACUCGGAGACCGUUGCAGCGAGAAUCCUCUCAGCCCUGUGGCAUGAGCUAGGCUAUCCUGAGGACUUUGAACCUUCAAUUCCGCAAUUCAAAGCUCUCAUCAAGGCUUGUGGUGGUUCUCUCGCUUCGUCCCCGUUUCCCGAAAUCGCAAAUAGAAUGUUUCCAUCUGUGAAAGACUUGAAAGCCGAUGACAGAUGCUCUGAGCCAAAGGAUGUUGCUAAAGCAUUGAUCGGUCUCUUUGACAUCUCAAUGGGGAAAACGAAAAGCAUUGCUAUUGUCGGAGGUGGCGAUGGUGCUUUCAUCGCAGCAGUUGCUUAUUGGAUCUUCAACAUGUCCAUUUACGUCGAGGAUCACGAUGGCAAUGCGAUAUUCUCAUCCUCAGUCACCAAGCGCCCAGUUCAGCCCGAUUCGGCCCAGGUCUAUGUCAAGUUUUUCGAUCUCAAUAAAGACCAUGGAAUAGCCAUUUCGAAAUCAACCUACCUACUGAACGACGCAAGAGACCUCAUACAAUACACGCCAGACAAGCAGCUCUUACACCUUCGUCGUCGUGUCCCUUGGAAAAGCUGCCUGAAGGAUACGUUUGGAAGCGCAGUCGAUGACUUCAUGAAGCUCCCUGAGGCCAUAUGGAAGUUUCUGGGUAGCUUUGCUAGAAUUUCUCUGGCACUUGCUGAAGGAGAAGUCGAUGUUGGCAAAUAUUUUCGAAAGUAUAUCAUCGACUUUGCUGAAGCAAGCUAUGGUCAAGGCUUUAUUGAUUCUAGUCAAAUUCUGUUCCCUGAGCUGGCUGGGGCAAAUCUGCGCAAUAAUAUGCAGACGGUCCUUCCACUUCCUUUCUCCAAAGCGCAAGCUUACCAAAAAGAGUCCUAUCUGAUAUUCCGGCGUUUCUGUCGAUGUAAUUUAUGCAAUGAAAGUACUGAGGCGGCGCCAAUAUGUUUCGUGGUCCUAGCUACGACUUUGGUAAACUUGAUAGUAACCGUUUCAUCACUACAAUUUGAGGUCGAAUCCCCACUAUACCCAACAUCUCAUGGAAUCAGGUUUUUCUAUGAACGGAACUUGGAGUACUAUUCGUACAGCCUAACAGGUCCUGGUGAUGAUAGGUUUUUACUUCUUUUCAGUUACAUAAGUCAAUGGUAUGAUGAUAUCAAUCUGCUAGGAUUGCUUGUUGAAGAGGUUCUCAUCCUCUUCACAGGCACCAGCUUCGGGGGUGGCAAGUCUCUCGUUCUCGCCAAUAAAGACUCGACUUCUCGCCUGGCUGUCUGUGGAAGCGGAAUAUGUGUCUUUGUCCAUGGAAUGGUCUCAAUUUCCACCAGGGCUGAUUUGCUUCGCCGCAUACACGUUAUUCCAGGCCGUAUAGGACGGAAGACUUUGAGCAACCCAGACGCUGUUUGCCGUGAGUAUGACUCAGUCUUGGAAAUUGCCAAUUGGCCUGAACCUACUGUCGAUCGUCUACAAGUUGUACCGGCUUCUGAUGGUAGACCAUCUACACCAACACCUUCAGGUCAGCAAUCCAGGAAUACAAGUCAUUCGACAGGUUCAAAGCAGCCAAGCGGAGAGAUUUUACAUCAACCAAAGCCAAAUAGAGGGUUGAAAAAUCUAAAGCUAACCCCUGAAGUGUUGGAGUUUGGUGACGCUGGAGAAAUUACUUUCUUUUACCGAAUAUCUACAUCCAGUGGUGAUAUUCUCAUCCCACCUGGAAAGGUAACCACUGGAAUCCUAGAAAGUACCGGUCUCGUUUCGUGCAAGAAGUCCGGGGACUGUAGAGAUUGUGUCAAUCCUCCCAAACUAUUCACAGUGGAGAGUGGCUGGUUCAUGGCCGAUGAACAGGCUGGUAAACCAGACCUUCCCCAUUGGAUCUGCGUUCGCCACACAACUCCAAACUAA